AUGGCACCACCGACUCAUUUCAAGCUCAACACCGGCGCCCAGAUCCCCGCCGUGGGACUCGGAACUUGGAGAUCUGAGCCGGGUCAAGUACGUCAGGCAGUCGCGUUUGCCCUCCAGAAUGGAUACAGGCAUAUUGAUGCAGCAUUGAUCUACGGAAACGAACACGAAGUCGGCCAGGGGAUCAAGGAUAGCGGUGUCCCUCGCGAAGAUAUCUUCAUCACCAGCAAGCUGUGGAAUACCCACCAGCCGAAUGUGGCGGAAGGUCUUCAGAAGACACUUGAUGCCCUAGGCACGGAUUACCUUGACCUCUAUCUCAUCCACUGGCCAGUUCGCCUUGUUCCUAACGAGUCGAGCGCACUCCUCCCAGUCAACCCCGACGGAACCCGAUCCGUCGACCGAUCCUGGGACCAGGGCGAGACCUGGCGCCAGAUGGAGGAGGUAUACAAGGCCGGCAAGGUAAAGGCAAUCGGGGUAGCCAACUGGUCGAUCCCUUAUCUAGAGGAUCUGAAAAGGAAGUGGACUGUGGUCCCUGCUGUCAACCAGGUUGAGCUGCACCCUUUCCUCCCCCAGCAUGCACUGAAGGAGUGGUGUGAUAAGCAUGGCAUUCUUCUUGAAGCAUAUUCGCCACUUGGUUCUGAGGGUGCUCCUCUCAUGACUGACCCUGCUAUCCAAGAGACUGCGAAGAAGAACGGCGUCUCGCCCGCCACGAUACUCAUCAGCUAUCACGUCAACAGGGGCGUCGUUGUCCUGCCCAAGUCUGUUACAGAGAACCGAAUACUGAGCAAUAGCCGGGUCAUCUCUCUCUCUGGUGACGAUAUGGAUGCCCUGAACAGACUGGCUGCACAGGGGAAGGCCAAGCGUGUCAAUACGCCUUUGUUUGGAUGGGAUCUCGGGUUUGAUGACUGGUACAAGCAGUGA
Aspergillus puulaauensis is the source of this 918-nucleotide messenger RNA. RefSeq lists its product as uncharacterized. Gene Ontology annotation, molecular function: aldose reductase (NADPH) activity. The transcript has 7 exons. Lineage: Eukaryota; Fungi; Ascomycota; Eurotiomycetes; Eurotiales; Aspergillaceae. The coding region runs from base 1 to 918 and encodes 305 amino acids. Gene Ontology annotation, cellular component: cytosol. The record is from RefSeq and is a predicted model, not a curated record.